AUGUCUUUUCUUCCCUUCCCACCCAAGGCUCAGAUGCCAUUCCUCUGUGAGCACCUGGAAGAAGCAAAACCAAUCAUGACUACCAGAUCUGUGUCCGUAAAAACUAUCAGGACCAGCACCAGUGGUGGAGGUGGUGGUGGUUUUGGUAGUAGCAUGCGUAUGGGAGGAGGAGGAGGAGGAGGAGGAGGGGGAUAUAGCUCAAGAUCUGCCAUCAUCUCCAGGUCCGGGGCACCAAUGUCAUCGUCCAGCUUUUCAAGUGCCUCAAUGCUUAGGUCAGGCAUGGGCAUGGGUGGCGGUGGGGGGGGGGGGGGGGGCGGCUUUGGUGGCGGCUUUGGUGGCGGUUAUGGUGGCGGUUAUGGUAAUUUUGGUGGUGGUCCCAUGCCACAGCAAAUUACAAAUGUCCAAGUCAACUCAAGCCUGCUGUCCCCCCUGAAUCUUGAGAUUGACCCUAACAUCCAGACUGUCCGUACCCAAGAAAAAGAUCAGAUCAAGGUUCUAAACAACCGCUUCGCCAGCUUCAUUGACAAGGUUCGUUACCUGGAGCAGCAGAACAAAAUGCUGGAAACAAAGUGGAAACUGCUGCAGGAGCAAACUACCAGCGGCCGCUCCAACAUGGACGCCAUGUUUGAGGCCUACAUCUCCAACCUGCGCAGACAGUUGGAUGGGCUCAACAAUGAGAAGGUCAAGCUGGAGGGAGAGCUGAGGAAUAUGCAGGGAAUGGUGGAGGACUACAAGAACAAAUAUGAAGAUGAAAUCAACAAGCGUGCUGCUGUGGAGAAUGACUUUGUCCUCCUGAAGAAGGAUGUAGAUGCUGCCUACAUGAACAAAGUUGAGCUGGAAGCCAAGGCUGAUUGCCUUCAGGAUGAGAUUAACUUCCUCAGAUCUCUCUAUGAGGCGGAAAUGAAUGAGCUCCAGGGACAGAUCAAGGACACUUCAGUCAUUGUGGAGAUGGACAACACCCGUGAGCUGGACAUGGACGCCAUUGUGGCUGAAGUCAAGGCUCAGUAUGAUGACAUAGCCAAACGCAACCGUGCUGAGGCAGAGUCAUGGUAUCAGCAGAAGUUCCAGGAGAUGCAGGUCCAUGCUGGCAAGGCCGGAGAUGAGGUUCGCAACAUUAAGAGUGAGAUUGCUGAGCUCAACCGUAUGAUUAGCCGCCUCCAGAAUGAGAUUGAGGCAGUAAAGGCGCAGCGUGCCAACCUGGAGGCCCAGAUCGCUGAGGCUGAGGAGCGCGGUGAGCUGGCUGUGAAGGACGCCAGGGCCCGAAUCAAGGAGCUGGAAGAAGCCAUGCAGAGAUGCAAACAGGACAUGGCCCGCCAGGUCAGAGAGUACCAGGAGCUCAUGAACGUCAAGCUGGCCCUGGACAUUGAGAUCGCCACCUACAGGAAACUGCUGGAAGGGGAGGAAUCCAGAAUUGCCACUGGUGGUACGCCUGCAACUGUCCACAUACAGAGUACAACUACCAGCUACGGUGGCAGCAGCAGCAGCGGUGGUGGCUAUGGCGGCGGCUUUGGCGGCGGAAGCGGCAUGACCAUGACAAGAACUAGCAACGUAAUGUCUAGCCGCCGUUAAAAAACAGAAGUUGUCUUUCUCUCCAUUCUUCUUCUCUCUUUUAGUUCUCUUCCUGUCACACUCAUAAAAGCUUCCAUAAAGUCCACCACCUCUCCCUGCAGACACAGAUCAGCCUCAGACACGUUGCAUUUGACCAUUUUCAGCUGGCAGAUCCAUGUAAUGGAACUUAUUUCCUGUGGUGCUGCUCCCUCUUUGGCACCACAUACCCACAGAGAGUCAGAGAUUACCUCCAAAUACAAAGAGAGGCAGAGAGAUUAUUAGCCCACAGCAAAGAGCAGCAGAUGUGAGUCAGUCCCCUCUUCCUUUAUCAGUCAGCCUGGCUGGCUUUUAGUUGCUGGAUGUGCUGUCAUGCAGACAGGAUGCUUGUAGUGUCAUGACAGAGAAUCCUUACAAGUUAUCAAUCACUGCACACAAAAUGACAAAGCAGUUCUUAGAACUACACAGAAGGAGGUACAGAUGUUAUGUUUGGUCUUGAAUUUAUAAAGCAUUCAUGACAGAAACCCAUGCAGUGUCACCCCUAUGACUCCUCUUUUGUGCAGUCUCUCCUCUGUUGUCUCACAUCUGUCAUCUUGUUGUGCAUUUUGACAUCAUCAAAAGCAGCCACAUUGAACACCUUCACAUUUGAUUUUUGGGAUCCUCUUUUUCAUCUCCUGUUUUGAGAGAAAAUGAGCUCUCCACUACAACAUAUAAGUGGUGUUUUGAUCAUGCUUUACUUACAUUCUCACUCUGAAUUAAAAAACAUGGCUAAAGCUGACUGGGACAACCAGAUUUAUUGUGAAUUUGUA
Monopterus albus (swamp eel) is the source of this 2354-nucleotide messenger RNA. Its product is annotated as keratin, type II cytoskeletal-like. Gene Ontology annotation, biological process: intermediate filament organization; keratinization. The record is from RefSeq and is a predicted model, not a curated record. Lineage: Eukaryota; Metazoa; Chordata; Actinopteri; Synbranchiformes; Synbranchidae. Gene Ontology annotation, cellular component: keratin filament. Gene Ontology annotation, molecular function: structural constituent of skin epidermis.